GAUGUCUAAGGAACAGAUGGUUGUAGAUCUUGCAUUACGUACAAAAAAAUUGUUCCGGAGUGGUAUUGUUCUUGGUUCAAUGUCAAUUGGCCUCCUUGGCUAUUCUGCUGUCAGGAUUUGGAAUAGAUGGAAAGCGUGGAAGCAACAAAGGCAGCUACAGCAAUCAAUCCGUGCUUCUGAGAACAAAGCUGAAACUCAAGUUCAAGAAGUGGAUGCAGAGGAUGAUGUUCCAAGGCAUCAGCUGUGUGCCGUCUGUCUUACGAGUAGAAGGCAGAACGCAUUCCUUCCUUGUGGGCAUCUGCUUUGUUGCCAACCAUGUAGUGUACUGAUGAAAAAUCACGUUUCACCGAAGUGCCCUCUUUGUCGGAAGGAAAUUCUAGUUUUGGUACGAAUAUAUGAAUCUUAGCAUCAGUUUUUCUAGUCUUAUUUUGUGGCUUAGCCAAAUCCCCUUCCCUCAAUAUCUUUGUGGAAAAAAAAAAAACACUUUGGCUAGUAGCAGGAAACUAGGUAUAUGGUGAGGGGGUUUGCAUCUCUUGGGUUAAGUGGACAUAUCU
Molecule: messenger RNA, 554 nt
Organism: Malus domestica (apple)
Lineage: Eukaryota; Viridiplantae; Streptophyta; Magnoliopsida; Rosales; Rosaceae
Source: RefSeq, a predicted model, not a curated record